GCGGGGUGACAGUAACGGCGCCGCCCGCGGUGGGGUCCGGGCCGUCGGGCAGCAGCGCGGCGGCGGCCGCGGACUCCUCGCGGGUAGGGGUCGGCUUGGAGGGGGCGCGGGCUGGUGAAAGCUCUGGGAAAGCCCUCUAACGGAGGAGCUCCAGAGGACCCCCCGGCCAUCAGCCAUGGCCGUACCUAUUGCGGUUCUUGACUGCGACCUCUUGCUGUAUGGCCGGGGACACAGGACUUUGGAUCGCUUCAAGCUGGAGGAUGUCACAGAUGAGUAUCUAGUGUCCACCUACGGCUUCCCCCGACAGUUCAUUUACUACCUGGUGGAUCUCCUUGGGGCCAGUCUCUCUCGCCCUACGCAGCGGUCCAGGGCCAUCAGUCCAGAGACGCAGAUACUUGCUGCGCUGGGUUUCUACACCUCUGGCUCCUUUCAGACUCGUAUGGGGGAUGCUAUUGGCAUCAGUCAAGCCUCCAUGAGCCGCUGCGUUGCCAAUGUAACUGAGGCAUUGGUGGAAAGAGCCUCACAGUUUAUUCACUUUCCUGAGGAUGAAACUGCAGUGCAGAGCCUGAAGGAUGACUUUUAUGGUCUGGCAGGCAUGCCGGGAGUGCUGGGGGUGGUUGACUGCACCCAUGUGACAAUCAAAGCACCAAAUGCUGAGGACCUGUCCUAUGUGAACCGAAAGGGUCUCCAUUCUUUGAACUGCCUGAUGGUGUGUGAUGCCAGAGGAGUCCUCCUGAGUGCAGAAACACACUGGCCAGGCAGCCUGCCUGACUGCACGGUGUUACAGCGGGCAGCCCUUACAAACCAGUUUGAAACUGAGCUACAUAAAGAUGGCUGGCUACUAGGUGACAGCUCCUUCUUCCUCCGCACGUGGCUGAUGACCCCUCUGCACAUCCCCGAGACGCCUGCUGAGUAUCGUUACAACAUGGCACACUCCGCCACCCACAACGUCAUCGAGCGGACCUUCAGAACCAUUCGGUCGCGUUUCCGCUGCCUGGACGGCUCCAAAGGCACCCUGCAGUAUUCUCCAGAGAAAUCCAGCCACAUCAUUCUGGCCUGCUGCGUGCUCCAUAACAUCUCCCUGGAACACGGGCUGGAUGUGUGGUCCUCGCCGGCCGCGGGACACGUGGAACAGCCAGAAGAGGAGUACGAGCAAAUGGAGUCCAUGGACUCGGAAGCCUGUCGUAUUCGUCAGGAACUCUUACUCACUCAUUUUAGCUAAUGUAACAGGAAGAAAGCUUCUAGCAGUUCAUCUGGAAAGAUAUACAGAGCAAAUAUGCCCCUUCCUCUUCCUUAAGUCUGUAAAGGCUAAGCAGAUGCUCACAAGGAGAAAUUCUGUUCUCUUAAUUUCAGGUGG
Dryobates pubescens (Downy woodpecker) is the source of this 1357-nucleotide messenger RNA. It is a transcript of the gene HARBI1, whose product is annotated as harbinger transposase derived 1. The record is from RefSeq and is a predicted model, not a curated record. NCBI's taxonomy places the organism in Eukaryota, Metazoa, Chordata, Aves, Piciformes, Picidae. Bases 176 to 1222 code for a protein of 348 amino acids. The transcript has 3 exons.